UCGUGUCUCGUUGCCGAUUCGCAAAGUCGGAUUUUUUUUUUGUCCUUUUUCACUUCUUCCCACGCUCCCGUUCUCUGUCCUGUUUCCGUCACUUUAAUCAGCCCUUUUUAAUUACUGACACCCUCGGAGUCACCCUUCGUUCGCUCACUCGUCACCUUUGGGAGAUGGAGCCAUGGAGCAGGAGACAGAAAAGGAAAACGAGGUCCUGUCUUUCCCACGGGUGCUGGAACAGACUCUUAAGACGAAUGGCCGAGCGAGGACACGUGGACUUCUGUUCCACCACAUCCUAGGUCAAAGCCACUGAGCUGUAAAAACAUCUACAUGGUCUACAUGCAUAUUACGAAUACUACUGAGAGAAAGCACACAGUCGCCACACAGGAGGUCUGAUCUUAACGAAGCCCGAUUUAUCGUGACCUCCGACGUCCUCGGAUUUUGAUGCAUUGACGUCGCUUUGCUUUGUUAUUAGUUCCCACGCCACAACAGCCUGCGAACUUGUGCCUGCUGCUAAUCACAUCGGCUGGGGCUCGUGAGGAGAUCUGUCAGGUGAAGACACUCACACACUCUCAAUACCUCAUAAGUCCUACCACUGAGAGCCAGCAGAGGGAGGAAACAAACCUUUGGCUAUAAGAUGGCUACAUUGCGCUUCGGGCAGCACAUUAUAAAGGCAUCGGCUAUGUUUCUGCAAACAGACCUGUCCUUCGCUCUGGUUAAUCGGAAGCCUGUGGUGCCAGGCCAUGUGUUAGUGUGUCCCUUAAGGCCGGUCGAGCGUUUCCGUGACUUGCGGCCUGAUGAAGUGGCGGAUUUGUUCUGCACCGCUCAGAGGGUGGCCAACGCCGUGGAGAAACACUUCAGUGCCUCCUCCUUGACUAUCGCCAUCCAGGACGGACCCGAGGCCGGACAGACGGUGAAGCAUGUGCACGUCCACGUGCUGCCGAGGAAGCCUGGAGACUUCGAGAGGAACGACAGCAUCUACGAUGAGCUGCAGAAACAUGACCGUGAAAGCGAAGACGUUGCGUCCAAAUGGAGAUCGGAGGAAGAGAUGGAGAAAGAAGCAACGGAGCUGAGAGGUCUCUUCAGUUAGUUUAUUUUGGUUAAAAAAAGAGAAAAAAAACAAGAAAGAAAAAGUGUAUUAUAAAAGUGUAAUAUAAACACUGUCUAAUUGGUAUCACUUAGAAAUGCUGUUAAACAUUCUCGAUAAAAGUGUUUCCGUACUAUACGGAUGCAACGAAAAA
Messenger RNA from Tachysurus vachellii, 1232 nucleotides. RefSeq names its product fragile histidine triad diadenosine triphosphatase (gene fhit). The coding region runs from base 629 to 1081 and encodes 150 amino acids. Gene Ontology annotation, biological process: diadenosine triphosphate catabolic process; negative regulation of proteasomal ubiquitin-dependent protein catabolic process; purine nucleotide metabolic process. Gene Ontology annotation, cellular component: nucleus; cytoplasm; plasma membrane. Gene Ontology annotation, molecular function: ubiquitin protein ligase binding; bis(5'-adenosyl)-triphosphatase activity. The record is from RefSeq and is a predicted model, not a curated record. Lineage: Eukaryota; Metazoa; Chordata; Actinopteri; Siluriformes; Bagridae. The transcript has 9 exons.